AACACCAUUAACCUAACCGGCUACCUUUGUCCAUUGAUACAUCGGAUAACAAUGCCGAAUCAACACGACCCAUGCUAGAGUCCAUGUAGAUACGGAUCAAGCAUAGUCAAGCCCAAAGUCCACGUCUCAUUCGUGGCUUGGGGGGCAAAUACGGUCGGUCCAAGUCAACGUCACGUCAUCAGCUCGAGCGUUAGGACUCGAGAUCCAUGCCCCUCACAUAUCGUCACUUACAUGAUGUACCUUAUAGACUAGCAGAUUGCCUGCCUGGCAAGCUUGGAUGCGCCUCAGCCAGCUUUUCCCGCGUCAUGCCACGCCAUGCCACAUCAGCCCAAUAAUACAUCCUAAUGGCUUACGGGUUUAUUCCUAUCGUCCACAUCGUGGCCGCCAUCUUCGCCAUCAUCGAGCUCGGCUUGACAGCAUAUUUGGCUAGUGGGUACGAUAGCUGGUUCGGCUUCGGCGGUUACUCGCCCUCGCGGGUAAACUUCAUGAUCUUCAACUCGGUAUGGUCGCUGCUGGUCCUGCUGUACGUGGGUGUAACGCCGCUGUACCUCACCAGCGUCUUCCACCGCCUGGCAGCCCUCGCCCUGAACGCCGUCACCACCAUCUUCUGGUUUGCCGGUGCCAUCGCGCUCGCCGUCUUCGUCGGUGGACCUUAUAGCUGCGGGGCUGACACGUUUUGUGGUUCCGCCGAGGCUGCUGUCGCCUUUGGCUUUUUUCUUUGGGCUCUCUUCACGUUUCUCACCGUCAUCGACGCUAUUGACUCCUUGCGGAGUCGCGGUCACAACGUCAGCAAGCCACACGCACAUCCUGGUGCGUAAGCGCGUAGUGUAGGCUGCUACGUAACUUCGAUUUCGCUCGGUGGUUCUACACGAAUUGUCUGUCGUGUUCAGUAAACUGCUGCUGCCUUGCCCGCCUUGCGCGUUUGAAGCUGAGAUGCGAACUAGGCCGUUUUAGAGGUGUUACUUGAGGCGUGAGGGAGGCGUCGAAGAAACGACGAUAAUAUACCCGGUUUUGAUAUAUUUAUGGCAGACAGACAGACAGGCAGGCAGACAGACAGGCAGGCAGACAGACAGACAGGCAGACAGGUAGCCACCUCACAAAAUGUAGUCUUAAUUACCCAUCUACUAGUAAUACGCAUGAUUUCAU
Molecule: messenger RNA, 1146 nt
Organism: Daldinia caldariorum
Lineage: Eukaryota; Fungi; Ascomycota; Sordariomycetes; Xylariales; Hypoxylaceae
Product: marvel domain-containing protein
Exons: 4
Coding region: 345-818 (157 amino acids)
Cellular component (GO): membrane
Source: RefSeq, a predicted model, not a curated record